Messenger RNA from Solanum lycopersicum (tomato), 2067 nucleotides. RefSeq lists its product as uncharacterized. NCBI's taxonomy places the organism in Eukaryota, Viridiplantae, Streptophyta, Magnoliopsida, Solanales, Solanaceae. The record is from RefSeq and is a predicted model, not a curated record.
GAAUUCUGCACAUUCUCGAUCGUCACUGUUCCCGUCAUCUUUCAUUCUCUCUCAUUUUUCUUACCAAGAAAAAAGGAACCAACAAAAUUAUAAUAACAAAUAAAAAAUAAAAAACUACCUGAUCACCAGAUCUGAGAAGCUCUCUAUAUUAUUUGUUUGUGUUUUCUUUCUUUAAUCCUUCAUUUCUUUUUUUGAUACUUAAAGAUGCAAUUUUUAAAUGAAUUCUUCAAUCUUUGCUGAAUGGGUAUUGAUCAAAAUUUGUAACUGAAGCUGUGUUAGGCUUUAUUUUUUUUGUUUUCUUGUAUUGAGUUGGCAUACAUUCUUUAUUAAUAUUCAGAGAAGAAUGAUGAUUCUGAUUUUUGUAGAUUUUUAGCUGAUUAUAUUAUGUAGAUUUAAACUGGGUUGGGUUUUUUCGGUUAAUUUUUGCGGGGGGAGAUUGAUUUACCGGAAAUUGAUUUGCGAUGAUGACGUCAUCACCUCCUCGGCAGUCCGACGACGGAGGAGGAGGAUCGAAUUAUAUUCAACACCAAGUUACAAAAUUUGAUACCCUUCCUGGUGUAGCAAUCAGAUAUGGCGUUGAGGUGAUCAUUAAAGUUCUCUAGGAUCCUUUAGUGGUUGAAGACGUGGGCUUUACUCUGUUUUCCAUGAGCACAUAAUUGAUAGAAUGAAGAUGGACCUAAAUUUGGCAGCUGUAGAAGUUUCUGCUGGUGAUAAAUGUAACUAUAGCAUCAAAUUCUGGUGGAUCAUUUAGCGGUUGUAGGUAUGUAGUGGCAGAGCUCGUUUUGGCAUGUACUCUCAACUCUGCUGUCAGUAUACUGGAUUCUAGAGAUAUGGUGUCUGAUAUUAAGAAGUUGAAUGGGCUGGUUUCGGAUCUCCAAAUGUUUGCUCGAAAGACACUUCAAAUACCAUUACCUGGGAGGCAUCCACCAUCACCUGCUGUCUCAAAUGGUCAAGACACCCAAGGGCCAAGCAGCUCUGAGCAGAUCCCUCCGAGGAACAAAUACCCUAAUUUGUUUGGUUCAUUUCAAUCCCUGAAAUUGAAGUCUUCCUCCCAGCAAAGAGUUUCACCAGCCAUGAGCUCUUUACUAGGUUAUCAGGGCCCUAAACUGGCAGAUCAGAAAGUUGCAUCUGAAGGUUUUGAAAUGGCUGUCUAUCGGAAAGGAGUAUCACAUUAUUUAGAAGAUGGACCAUUUGUCAUGUCAACUCCUCAUUCUAAUCAACCACUUGGUCUUCAUAGAAAAUGUAAAAGUGUAGCUAAUGAUAUGUCAGAGAACGGAGUAGGUAGCGCUGAAAAUGGCUCUAAUAUAUUGUUCGAGAAAUUGUCUAGAAGGCGUCAAAAAUCUGAGGCUGAUUUCAGUUCCCGCACGCCAGAAGUGCUGUUGAAAGAAGAUAACAGCAGUGGCAGCGGGUUUUCUGCUGCUGCUGGCAAAGGUUUGGCUUUGCGACCUAAAUCAGCUAGUCGAAUUCUCCUUGGACCAGAUGCUGAAGCAAGUUCCAUAAAUCCUAUCACUAUGCUGUUGAACGAUUCUUUUCUGAACGACAGUGCAAGUGUCAGGAAGUCAUCGAGUACACCGAGUUUGCAGGAAUCAGACAGUAGCACGUUAUCUUCCCUGUGGACAACAUCCAAGUGGAAUUUGAAGCCAGAUUUCCAGGCAAUUUCUACUGCCGCAAUUACCAAACCAAUCUUUGAUAGCCUUCAAAAGCCCACUGGUCCUCGAAAAAGCAAGACUGCUGUUGAUUAGCUAUUGUUUCUGCAUUUUUUGUUAGUCCUCUUCUUAAGAACUAGAAACUGAAAACUAGCUACAAAGUAAAGCACUAAAAAUACUGGCUUAUUUCUGUCAUUUCAUCUUCCAUUCCUUUUUUUCUGUUGCAAAAAAAGGUUAAGUUUAUUCUUAGAGUUGAAAAUCUGUAGCAGCACAGCAAAGAUCUGUGUAGUAGAAAUUUUUGUUGCUCCACCGACCUUCCAAAUCCUAUAUAUGUUUAAGUACAUAUGUAGCUUAUUUUUCUGUAACUGGGAGGAAAGAUCACUGAUUAUAUUAUUAAAAUAUAUUUGACAUUCUUUCUGCA